UCUGUAAACAAACAGGAGGCAUUACACAUCAGGCAUGCAUUUUAUUAAACUGGCAAUACUUACUGCUUUUGCAUUGGAAAUUGUCUCGGUUGCAAUUGCUUCAGAUGCAGCCAAGUUAGUUAUUACAGUAUCCAGUCAGUAUCAGGGUUAUCACACCGCUAAAGCAUACAGGUUGCGCGACAAUAUCAAAGAACAAGCAAAGGAUCUACAGGACGUCUCUGUCAAUAUUAUUUUGACGCAUGAGCUGAACUUAGCUAGCUCUUGGACCAUUGGUAACAUAUUGCCUGAUCUGAUAAAAAAUUUUGAACAUUCACAAUGGUACCUAUUUUGCGAAAUCAAUACAUUUAUCAGGUUGAAACACCUGACAGAUCUUUUAGGAAGCUUCAAUUCCUCACAGGACAUCUGGCUGGGACAUGCAGUUUAUGAUCACGAACCUACGAUAAUUCAUCACUUUUCUGACCAUACUAAAAAGUUCAAAUACCCAAAUCCAUCGUCGGGAAUUAUUAUUUCAGCACCACUCGUUAAAAAAUUAGCACAAAGAGUUGCCAACGGUGAAAAACCAGAAGGAGAAUUUUCCAUAGACGCUGCUUAUGAAUUUGCUACAUUUGUUUGGGAUAAUGGAAAGGGAACUAGGCUGAUACACGCUCCUGAACUCUGCGUAGUCUCUGACGACACUUGCGCUACAUAUCCUCAGCAUUUUCACCCUUGUGGCCAAUCGGUAUCUGUACAGAAGUUAUAUGUUGCCGUCAAAACUUGCAGUAAAUUUCACGUGCAAAGAAUUUCAGUUAUCAAGGAAACAUGGACUAAACAUGCCGCCAACAUCGGAUUUUAUAGUGACAAAGCAGAUCACAAUUUACCCGAAGCUAUAAUUACUCCGAAUACCACGCAAGGGCACUGUGCUAAAACUUACUCAAUUUUGAAACAUAGCAAUGAAAUUUUGAAGAGUAAAAAAUUGGAUUGGUUGGUUAUAACUGAUGACGAUACAAUCUUAGGCUUGGGAAAGUUGUUGCAAUUGCUGACUUGCUACAAUCCGUCCGAUCCUGUAGCUUUGGGUGAAAGAUAUGGUUUUCGUUUAUGGAAAAAUGGUGGAUACAACUACUUGACUGGUGGAGCGGGUUUGGUUCUAUCUGCUAAUCUAGUCCAGAAAUUGAUAGAACCAGGCUUUUGUAGCUGUCCAUCACCGUCCACUCCUGAUGACAUGUUUCUCUUUGGAGUAUGCCUUAAACGUCUGGGUACAGAGCCCACACAUUUACCACAUUUCCAUCAGGCCAGGCCAGAUGAUUAUCCAAAAGUAUAUCUCGCAUCACAAGAACCAGUAUCGUUUCACAAAUUUUGGCAAGUUGAUCCCAAACAAGUGUAUCAUGAGUGGUUCGCUGAAGAAGAUGCAUAUCUCUCGCCACCUAUUCAGCAUACGGAACUUUGAUUUUCCUCAAAAAUGCAACGAGACGUGUUUGCUUUAACAGAAUUAAAACUUUUUCAAAUGCAGCAAGAGAGGGAGAGCGAGAGCGAGAGAGAGAACCUUUAAUAUAAUUUAUAUAACAGAUUGGUAAAACAUAGAAGAUGUCAGUCUGCGAAUGGUUUUUCUAAGCUCCAUGUCGCUUGCAAUUCUAAUCAGCCAUUAUAAGCUAAGAAAUUCGUACUAAUGCGCAGAAUGCAAAUGAUGCAACCCCAAGACGAGACGCUCUUAUAUUUUAUUUGUACAUAAGUACUCCAGACAAAUGUAAUCAUGAUAAUAGCUGGUUUUAUUCAACCACUGAUUGCUCGUCCUUGCAACUAAUAAUGAGAGGUUUGCAGUUUUCCUACAAAAUACGCUUAUCACAUGUCUGUUGAUAUGUGUGAUCAUUACAGAAUUUAGAUUCAGUUAUAGCUCUUAAAAUGAGGGGUGUAUCGUAUGAUAUGUAAUCAUUGUUGUUUUUAUAUUUGAGUUGUAUAGGUAUAAAUAUGCGUGCGGCAACUGUCAUACACAAACAUUACUCGUAUGCACCAGAGGAUAACUGAAUGUCGUCAUUCAUAUACAUCUGACAAAUAUUAUUAAACUUAUUCAAAUCAGGAUUAAUAAUGCAGAGAUUAGAAGAGACAGAGAUUGAAAAAUUUUAUGACAAGUAUACAAAUAUAAAUAAGUACUUACUCAGGGCAGUCGGCUUGUGGCCUCAGGUGAGUAAAGUGCAACAGUAAAUAAUAUGUCAGGCUAAUGAACCAGUGAGCAUCAAAUCAAUGUAUAUUUUUGAAAUAAGGUCCUGUGAAUAAUAAAUUGUAUUCCUAA
This is a messenger RNA of Diprion similis, 2263 nucleotides long. RefSeq names its product beta-1,3-glucosyltransferase. Gene Ontology annotation, molecular function: acetylglucosaminyltransferase activity. Gene Ontology annotation, cellular component: membrane. The coding region runs from base 35 to 1423 and encodes 462 amino acids. The record is from RefSeq and is a predicted model, not a curated record. NCBI's taxonomy places the organism in Eukaryota, Metazoa, Arthropoda, Insecta, Hymenoptera, Diprionidae. The transcript has 10 exons.